Molecule: messenger RNA, 327 nt
Organism: Colletes gigas
Lineage: Eukaryota; Metazoa; Arthropoda; Insecta; Hymenoptera; Colletidae
Exons: 3
Coding region: 1-327 (108 amino acids)
Source: RefSeq, a predicted model, not a curated record
AUGCGCUCCCAGACCUUCGCUUUAAUCGUGUUCGGAAUAUUGGCCGUCGCCCUGUCUUCGCCGGUGCCAGGCUACCACAGUUCACACCACCACGUACGCAUCCACGUGCCUUAUCACGUGCACACGGUCCAUCAUCAUCAUGUGAAGAAGAUACCUGUGCACCACGUCGAGAAGGUGCACGUCCCCGUCCCAAUUCCCGUCCAUCACGUGCAAAAGGUGGCCGUGCCCGUGCCAGUCCAUCACGUCGAAAAAGUACACGUACCUGUUCCAGUUGUCGAAAAGGUGCACGUGCCUGUACCUGUUCACGCGGAGAAGGGGUGGUGGUAA